Anguilla rostrata (American eel) is the source of this 4575-nucleotide messenger RNA. Its product is annotated as plakophilin-4-like. Gene Ontology annotation, molecular function: cadherin binding. Gene Ontology annotation, biological process: cell-cell adhesion; cell-cell junction assembly. The transcript has 25 exons. The record is from RefSeq and is a predicted model, not a curated record. Gene Ontology annotation, cellular component: nucleus; adherens junction; plasma membrane. Lineage: Eukaryota; Metazoa; Chordata; Actinopteri; Anguilliformes; Anguillidae. Bases 196 to 3816 code for a protein of 1206 amino acids.
CUCAUACUCCUGAGUGGAAGCACAGAGGAAAGAAGCGACCUCGCCUCCACCAUGGAGACGAGUUAGCUUGAUGUACUUGUGGGACAAGGUCAGGGUUUCCAUGAGAACUACUUGCUGAAUGGAAAAUCUAUAUCUUCCGAUGGAGUGCAUCGUCAAAACACAUCGACUACGAUAAAAAUCCUCCUUACGGGGGGAAUGCCAGCUCCUGAGCCGGGCCCAGCGAUGGAGGAGGGGCUGAGCGUCCGCCAGGGAGCCUCCGGCCACGGCCUGGAGCCCGACAGCAACGCCACCAACAUCCUGGCCUCCGUCAAGGAGCAGGAGCUGCAGUUUGAGCGGCUGACCAGGGAGCUGGAGGUGGAGAGGCAGAUUGUGGCCAGUCAGCUGGAGAGAUGCCGACUCGGGGCCGAGUCGCCCGGCGCCGCCAGCGGCAGCUCUUCUGAGAAGUCCUACAACUGGAGAUCUGCAGAUGCCUCGACCGGGGGCGAAACGAAGUCUCGGGUGACGGACAGCUCGCAGUCCCCGCCCUACCACGUCAGCAGCGACCCGGAGCCAGCGGCGCUCUACUCCCCCGAGCAGACCUCUCUCCAUGAAAGUGAGGGGUCCGCGGGGAACUCGCGCAGCUCCACGCAGAUGAACUCGUACUCGGACAGCGGCUACCAGGACGCCGGCAGCUACUACAGCGGCCAGAACCUGGCCAAGGCUGAGCUGAGGCUGCUGCACUCCUACCCCGGCACCGGCGGCGGCCCCGCCCCCGGGAGGAACGCCCGCGCCGAGGGACAGGCCUCCGUCCAGGCCUCGGCGAGCGGCCCCGCGGCGUCGGGGCGGGCCCUGCGGCGGGCGGGCUCGGCGCAGUCGCGCACGCAGUCCCCGGCGUACGGCAGCAGCGCCUCGCCGUCGCGCGGCUCCCUCCGCACCUCGCUGGGCAGCGCGUACGGGUCGCCCGUGGUGACGGAGCCCAAGCCCCUCCCCGCCGUGUUCCCCAGCGCCACCCUGCCCCCGUCGCCCCGCGGGGGGUCGCCCUACUCCGCCCACCAGGGCGGCUCGCCGGCCGGGCUGUGCCGGGCGGGGUCCUCCAGCUCCCGCUCGGGCGGCGGCGGAGGCCACGCCUCCUCGCCCUACCAGGGCCGCGCCGGCUCCCCGCUGACGCCGUCCGACGGGCCCCUGGGCCCCUCCCCCACCCGGGGGGGCAUGACGGCCGUGCCCCAGCACUACGGCUCCACCCUGCCCUGCCCGCUGCGGCACGAGGCCGACCCCUACGGCCCGCUGGCCUACGACGUCUACGAGAGGAUGAUCCCGCCCCGCCCAGACAGCCUCGCAGAUGCUCUGAUAGACGAUGACAUGCAAGGGCUCCGGAGCUCCUACGCCAGCCAGCACAGCCAGCUGAGGUCGGCCAUGUCGCCCGACCGCCACAUCACGCCCAUCUACGAGGACGGGACCUUCCACGGCGCCCUCUACCACAGCCCCAACCACGGGGCGGUGGAGCUCAACCACAGCAACCAGAGCGCCCUCUACAGGUCCGCGUCAGGCGUGGGGAACCUGCAGCUUUGUCUUACUGAGCAGUUUUUGUCUGUUUCUGUUUGUUUUUGUGCAGUCAUAGGGAACCUGCAGCUCUGUCUUACUGAGCAGUUUUUGUCUGUUUCUGUUUGUUUUUGUGCAGUCAUAGGGAACCUGCAGCUCUGUCUUACUGAGCAGUUUUUGUCUGUUUUCACGGCCGGCCAGCAAGGUACGCCCGGCACCGCCCGUGGACCAGCCACCGCUCCCCCUCCUGACAGCUCCAGAAGCCCCAGAUGCGGAGCUGUGCUUCCCUGUGCUUCCCUGUGCUUCUCUGUGCUUCUCUCCUGCAGGGAGUUUGCCUGGCGGGACCCGGAGCUGCCCGAGGUGAUCCACAUGCUGCAGCACCAGUUCCCCUCGGUGCAGGCCAACGCCGCCGCCUACCUGCAGCACCUCUGCUUCGGGGACAACCGCGUCAAGGCCGAGGUGUGUCACCUCGGGGGGAUCAAGCACCUGGUGGACCUGCUGGAUCACAAGGUGGUGGAGGUGCAGCGCAACGCGUGCGGGGCCCUGCGGAACCUGGUGUACGGGAAGGCCACGGACGACAACAAGGUGGCGGUGCGCAACGCCGGCGGCGUCCCCGCCCUGCUGCGGCUGCUGAGGAAGACCGCCGACGCCGAAGUGCGGGAGCUGGUCACCGGAGUGCUGUGGAACCUGUCCUCCUGUGACGCAGUGAAAAUGACCAUAGUGCGGGACGCCUUAAACACUCUGACCAACACUGUGAUCAUCCCCCACUCCGGAUGGAGCAGCUCCUCCUUCGACGACGACCACAAGCUCAAAUUCCACUCCUCGCUCGUCCUGCGGAACACCAGCGGCUGCCUGAGAUGUUCUGGGGUCACCCCCGCUCCGGCGGUGCGAGCCUGCGUCAGCACCUCCGACUUCGACAGCAAGAUUGUGGAGAACUGCAUCUGCACGCUGAGGAACCUCUCGUACCGGCUGGAGCUGGAGAUGCCUCAGGCCCGGCUGCUGGGGACCCAGGGGCUGGACGGCCUCCUGCUGGGCAGCGAGUCCCCCAGCAAAGAGGCCGACUCCAGCUGCUGGGGCAAGAAGAAGAAGAAGAAGAAGACCGCGCAGGAUGAGCAGUGGGAUGGCGUGGGGCCCAUCCCGGGGUUCUCCAAGUCGCCGAAGGGGGCGGAGAUGCUGUGGCACCCGGCCGUGGUGAAGCCCUACCUGACCCUGCUGGCCGAGAGCUCCAACCCCGCCACCCUGGAGGGCUCGGCCGGCUCCCUGCAGAACCUCUCCGCCGGGAACUGGAAGUUCGCGGCGUACAUCCGCGCGGCGGUGCGGAAGGAGAAGGGCCUGCCCAUCCUGGUGGAGCUCCUGCGCAUGGACAACGACCGCGUGGUGUGCUCCGUGGCCACCGCGCUCAGGAACAUGGCCCUGGACGUCAGGAACAAGGAGCUCAUCGGAAAGUACGCCAUGCGGGACCUGGUGAACCGGCUCCCCGGGGGCAGCACCACGCUGCUCUCGGACGAGACGGUGGCGGCCGUCUGCUGCACCCUCCACGAGGUGACCAGCAAGAACAUGGAGAACGCCAAGGCGCUGGCCGACACCGGCGGCAUCGAGAAGCUGGUCAACAUCACCAAGGGCCGGGGGGAGAGGUACUCCAUGAAGGUGGUCAAAGCGGCCGCCCAGGUCCUGAACACCCUGUGGCAGUACAGGGACCUGCGCACCAUCUACAAGAAGGACGGGUGGAACCAGAACCACUUCAUCACCCCCGUGACCACGCUGGAACGGGACAGGUACAAGUCUCAGCCCACCCUGCCCAGCAGCACCUUACAGAUGUCGCCCGUCAUCCAGUCAGCUGGUAGCGCGACCUCCUCUCCCGCAAUGCUGGGGAUUAAAGAACAUCGCUCAGAUUACCAGAGAACAAAGUCGUCUAUGCAAUUUUAUAACUACCAGGGAGACAACAGUAUCCAUAAAAGUCAGUACACAGGGUCUGGGAAGCCAUCGCCGUUUUAUAUUGGGUCCUAUUCGUCGCCGUCGAGGGAGAGGGACUCCAGGAGAGCGCAGCACCAGCAGCUCUACUACGCCGACGAGCCCGGGCGGAGGAACUACGACACCUACCGAAUGUACCUGCAGUCCCCGCAGGGCUACCAGGACGCGUACUACCAGGACCCGGGCCCCUUCGCCCCCGCGGCCGACUACGCGCCACAGACCCUGGGCCUCAAGGCGAACACCAACUACGUGGACUUCUACUCCACCACCCGGAGGCCCUCGUACCGGGCCGAGCAGUACCCCGGCUCCCCGGACUCCUGGGUCUAACCGCGGACCCCCACCCCCCGCGUGACGGAGCGAGGGAGGGAGGGAGGGAGGGAGCGAGCGACUGACUCUUCCACCCACUUUCGUUUGUACGUUUGUUUGUUUUUUUUAAGGCGAGAAUCUGAACGAGGGUCAGCGACGUCGAGACGGAGGAAGCGGACGUGAGCCAAAGAAGGAGAUCAGGGAACGUGUGAUUUUUUUUGUUUGUUUUUUUUAGUUGGGGGGAAAAAGGCGCGAGCUGCGCGUUGGACGGCGACACUGGACGUUAUCGUGAGCGGCUUUUCGCUCCGUCUAGAUGUUAGUUUUGUUUAAGUUGAUUUUUUUUUUCCAUUAGCUGUGGUAGCAUGAUGAGGGUCAUAGGUCACGUGUGGAAGGGUUUGUGGAGGUGAAUCAGACAAGGGGGAAUGAGUUUGUAGGCCAAAAACUGAGAAACUGAUCAUGAUUUCAUAUUUGUUAAAAAAAGAAUAAUCUAAUGUUAGUUUGUACAGAGGAAUCCUAACAUAUUCCUGUCAUGUUUUAUUGCUGUACUUACUAUUGAGAUUGUAUAUGCCAUGAAGUCUUGUAAAUGUCCUUAAUUUUAUUGUAAAUACAGAAAAUAUGUCACCCGGUCUACACUCAUUGCACUGGUAAAGUCUUGUGCUAUGUUAAAACUAUAUAGAUAUUAUAAAUACAUGGAGAAAUUAAGGAGAUAAAUUAUAAAAAAAGAUGGCAUCCACACAGAAGCAUUCAAAUGUAAUAAAAUUACAAUUUUGUUUUUUUAAA